Molecule: messenger RNA, 1905 nt
Organism: Zingiber officinale
Lineage: Eukaryota; Viridiplantae; Streptophyta; Magnoliopsida; Zingiberales; Zingiberaceae
Product: bZIP transcription factor 53-like
Exons: 1
Coding region: 852-1280 (142 amino acids)
Biological process (GO): positive regulation of DNA-templated transcription
Cellular component (GO): nucleus
Molecular function (GO): transcription cis-regulatory region binding; DNA-binding transcription factor activity
Source: RefSeq, a predicted model, not a curated record
UCAUCACCGCCUACCACUCCGCCUAUCCCCUUGCGAUCGAGCGAUCUGUCGUUUUCUUUCCUCAGAUAAGGCUCCUCAUUUCUCUCCUUUUCCCUUUUUUUCUCUUCCUUAUUUUUCCCAAAUGUUGGUAAGUUUUCUGUUGAAUCCAGUUGUUCUUUGCAAAUCAAGCGCCAAAUCUGAUCUUCUGGGGUUGAUUUUGUUUUCGAGGUGGUACCUGAGGUGCAAAAUCUGACCUUGCCGGCAUUUGGCGCUUUUCUUUGAUUAUUCGGCAUUAUUCAUCUACUUCCUGUUAGCUUGCGGUUGAAUCCAGGUUUUCUUUGCAAAUCUAUCCACAAAUCUGAUCUUUUAGGCUUGAUUUCGUUUGCGAGGUGGUCUCUGAGUUGCAAAAUCUGAUAUCGCCGUCAUUUGUUGCUUUUCUUGGGUUAUUCAGCAUUAUCCUACUACUUCCUGUUAGCUUUUGGUUGAAUCCAUUUUUCCCUUUGGAGAUCUAUCCCCAAAUCUGAUCUUUUAGGGUUGAUUUCCUUUUGAGGCGGCGCUAAAUCCGAUCUUAUCUUGCCUCGCCCUCGCUGUUCCUCAAUAUUUGUAUGUCAUCUCAUUAAAAUUUAGCCGGCUUAAUCUCGAUGUUUUGUCGCUCGAUUGAGCAGAAAACCAUCAUCUAGCCCCAUAUGAAUCUCGCUGUUCUUCGGAUCUGCUUCCUCCAGUCCUUCUCAGUGGUGUUCCUCUUCUGGUUUUACGUCUUCUCAUGAAGUAGAUCUCGUUGUUUGUUACACACUUUGAAGGGGGGAAAAUCCGAUUUUUUCCGUUCUAAUUGUUGAUCCUUUGAGUGCUAACUCAACCCCUCGUGAAAAACCAUGCCUUGCUCGCCGGUCCAUCAAGAUUUGAGCUCUGGAGAUUCCUCUGUACAGCUUGUCAUCGAUGAGAGGAAGAGAAAGAGGAUGCUCUCGAACAGGGAGUCUGCAAGGCGAUCUCGGAUGAAGAAGCAGCAGAAAUUGGAAGAUCUGGUGAAGGAAGUGGCCGCUAUCAAAAGCCAAAACAGCAAGGCUGAGGUGCAGAUCAAUGUAGUGACCCAACAUUUUGAGAAGGUGGAUGCAGAGAACGCCACCCUCAGGGCUCAAAUAAGCGAGCUAACAGAGAGGCUACGGUCGACGAACUCAUUGCUUCGGAUCUUUCAGGAAGUCUGCGGGGUUUCCAUGGACAUUCCUGAGAUGCCCGAAACAUUGACUAAGCCUUGGCAGUUGCCUUGCUCGGUCUCUACUGCAGCCGACACAUUUCGAGACUGAACCAGUGUAGUGUAUCACCACAGUUUGCCUCCAUUCAAGUCUUCUAGUUGCUUAGAAGUGUGCUAUAAAUCCUCACCUGUUAUCUUUAGCAGAAGUCUGUCUCCAUACUUUAGACUUCUAUUUCAGAACUUGUCGUGUGGUAUUCCAGUGUGUCCCCGUUGGUCUGCUUCGGUAUCAUAGUCCUGCUCCAUAGUUAGUCGCCACCCAUUAAACUUGUAUUGAGCUUGCUGUUUGGUGUUUUGUCCUGUGUUGUGCAUUAGUGUCUAUCAUGCUUUCUUAUGCCCAUGUGCAUACCUUGGAGACCAGAAACAAUCCUUAAACCUUGUGGUUUAUUUUCGAAGCACAAUUCAGUUCGGAAUCAUUCCUCCGCAGAUUAGACUAGUGCUUCGGAGCUUCGUCUGUCAGCUUACACUUAUUUCAUCGUGUACCAAGUGUGCUAUUCAUGUUCUAGUUGUGUGUGGACUUUUGCCAUGUAGUAAAUGUCUGAAACUGCUGUGAAUGACUGUUAUGUAAUUGAUGUUUGGCAAUUAGGGUUUGGCUCUUGUUUGUGUAUAAGCUUUGUAUGUUUCUUGCUAGUUGUUUUUCUUGAUCAACUAUUAAUUUUCAUCUCUGAGUUUCAUCCUUA